CGCGCCCCGGAGCGUGAGCACAGAGCCGGCCUCGAGCUCGGAGCCCCACGGGCCGCGCCUGCCGCCGGCCCCACCCAUCCGGACCGAGGAGGCCGCGGCCAUGGCCGAGACGGAGGAGCGGAGCCUGGACAACUUCUUCGCUAAGAGGGACAAGAAAAAGAAGAAGGAGCGGAGCAACCGCGCGGCAAGCGCCGCGGGCGCGCCAGGAGCCGCCGGCGGGAGCAGUGGAGCCGCGGGCGCGGCAGGCGGCGGGACAGGCGCGGGGGCCCGGCCGAGCGACGGCGGGACUGCUGGCGCGGGGGCCGCGGGCCCGGGGGCCGCCACCAAGGCCGUGACGAAGGAUGAAGAUGAGUGGAAAGAAUUUGAGCAAAAAGAGGUUGAUUACAGCGGCCUCCGAGUUCAGGCAAUGCAAAUAAGUGAAAAGGAAGAAGAAGAUAAUGAAAAGAGAGAAGAUCCAGGUGAUAACUGGGAAGAAGGUGGAGGAGGUGGUGGUAGUGGUGUGGAAAAGUCUUCAGGUCCCUGGAAUAGAACAGCUCCAGUACAAGCACCUCCUGCCGCAGUAAUUGUUACAGAAACCCCAGAACUGGCGAUGACUAGCGGUGUGUAUAGGCCUCCUGGGGCCAGGUUAACCACAACAAGGAAAACCCCACAAGGACCACCAGAAAUAUACAGUGAUACACAGUUUCCUUCCCUGCAGUCCACUGCUAAGCAUGUAGAAAGCCGGAGGGAUAAAGAAAUGGAGAAGAGCUUUGAAGUAGUAAGACACAAAAAUAGAGGUAGGGAUGAGGUUUCAAAACACCAGGCCCUUAAACUUCAGCUAGACAACCAGUAUGCCGUGCUUGAAAACCAGAAAGGCAGCCACACACAGUACAAUUAAGGAAUGGUCUUUGCUAACUCUCCCAAGGUAACUAGAUUACAGCUCACCACCACGAACAGCCGUUCAUCAUCUGAUCUCUGCUGGAUCUACAGCAACGAUGCAGCCCACUCGAUAUAAAUGAUCAGCCCUGUUGCACUAUGGAAGUUUAAAGUGUCACAACUGCUCUUUAUGUAUAUUGGAUUUAGCGAAAAUUUUCAUUGUUAUAUAAAUGUGUGAACUAGAUUCAGCAGUGUUCUUUCAUGAUUACUCUGCAAAUACAAAAACCAAAAACUGCAGCCAGUGGUCAUUUCAAAAUCUUUUUAUGUUCAGAUACUGAGCCUUCGUAAGGGUUGACUACCUCAGAUUUGCCGCAUUCAUUGUGGACUUCAUGUGGAUCACAACUUCUGGAUAAGAAGGUUACAGCUAUUAAGUGUCUGUGAAACUUGAAACCAGCUCUCCUGGAUUCCUAUCAGAAAUCCUGCCGAAAGUCAGCCAUCUGGGUUCUGAUCUGCUGUAAAAGACGAAGAUUUAAGUGACCUUAAUUAACCUGUCCUGUGCCCCACCCUUAAGGGAUACUUUCUGUAAUAGGCUGUGGCUAUAUUAGACUUCCGGGAACAUGCCACUCACAAAAGAACUGAUGUCUUCAGAUAAUCUGUAGGGCUGUGAUUUAUAAUUUAAACCUUAAAGGUGUAUUCUGAGGUAACCACAAAUUAAAUUAAACCAAGCUUGAUUCUACGAAGUGGGGAAGGGGAUGGGGAGGGAAUAAUCUUGUUUCUUUUAGUAAUUUUUUAUUUGGGUAGUGCUUUUUCUAUGUUCUACACAUUGGGCCUUUUUUUUUUUUUUGCUUUGACUUGGGAUACGUUUUUUGAUUGCAUAUUGUUUGUUUAAGCAACCCGAGAUACACAUUAGGAUUGUGAGGUGUUUCAUGAAUUUGCCCAACCCCUAGAGUGGAACCAAAAAGCCUUUGAUAAAAAGGACAGUGGAUGCUGGGAGGCUCUAGUUCAUGUGCUGCUAAAGCCUUUAGUUGGGUCUAAAUUGUAUAGUAAAUGGCAGGCUAAAGGAUUCACUUACCUGUCCUUAUGAAUUCGAAGCAAUGUGAGCAGAACUUUGCCGAAAACCUAUUGAAGUUUCAUGAAUCUUGUAUGAUCUUUUACAAAAAUUCCAGCUAUCAUAUUUGUACCCAACUUUUUAAGGUUCUGGACAGUCUAUAGAUGCAGUGAUUGUCCCAGCUAGCACUAUUAUCAGCCUUUUGGUGUGUCUUUAUGUUGCCCAUUUGGGGAGUCAGAGGCAAAAGACAGGUGAUGUAGCACUUCUUUUUUUAAUAAUUACAGCUUCAACUGUCCAGGAAUUUUUAGUCCUUAAAAGGGACUUGAGGAAGCUACCCAGAGUUACUGAGAAGUUUCUUCCAUCUAACAAGUUAUUCUGGUAAUUUUCUACUUUUGUCGUUUUGGAUCAAUAGAGAUAUUUCCAAGUGGUUUGUGACCACUGGAUGCAGAGUCUGGGUUUCUCUAUAAUAAAUCCCUUUGCCAAAUGCAGGAGUUGCAGACUUGAUACCAGCAAGGGUGAAGCAAAUGGGUGAGUAAAACCAUCCUGCUAGGGGAGCAUUUUCCUCUAGGAGUUCAGUCUUGAGGAAAGUGUCAGGGCUUUGAGCCGGUUCUGCCCAGUUCAGUCCAGUUCAGUCAUGGCUGAGGAAGUGUCACUGGAACAGGCUCGAGUUUUUAAAGUUACAAUGAACCAGAAAGAUAGCUGGAAUGGGAAAAAUUACAGGUCAAAGCCCUGCUAGAAACUUAAUCCCGCUAUUAGAGAACAAGGGCAGCAUACGCAUUGCAUAGCAACCACAUCUCUUGCCCUCAGAUUUUGAGCACAGUUGAAGUACCGGUGGCCCACUCAGAAGGUGGCAGCUGACCACACCACUUUGAUGUAUGUCACUCCCCUCUCCUGAGUCUCCUGUUUCAGGGCUUUGACCUGUAAUUUUUUGCGUUUUGGUUACCAUACCAAAUCUGCCAAAUGGUAAAACUUUGGGUCUGUUCCUGUUCUGCUUCCUCAGCCAUGACUUAGUGGUUUGAACCAAUUCAAAGCCCUGGUGUCAGUGCAGGAAUUGGACUCUUCGGAGGGUUACAGUAUCUCCUGACAGGACCUGCCAGCCACUUCUGGGCGAUAAUGUUGGCAUUAUUUGAGAUGGCAGACAGGAUACCUGCUUUCUGAUGUAUUUGGGUGAGUAGCUGAGCCAAGGGGAGGUUGGAUGAUUCGAAGAGAAGUAAGGAAUUCUUGGUUCAACGGAAGACUUCAUUUGGGAACCAAAAACUUUUAAUAAAUAAUCUCUUGGACAUUGAGCCACCAAUUUUCCUGGAAAGGUAUGCACCUUUUCCAGCAAAAUCUUAUUGGGGGUUAUGUUAUUGAGAAAUGAACUGAGAUAAAUACUUAGACGUGUUAUUUAAUGGCAUACUUUACUAGAAAUCAGAAGACCUGCAGCAGAUUUAAAACUCCAACUCGUUACCACUUUUUAAAAGAUUGUGAAAUUAAUCAAAAAUGCACAUGAAUCAAGUUUUAUAUACUGUCUGAUGGGUAGAUGAGGCUGUUCAUUGUACCAUUUCUUCGGAUUCUCAGGCAUGGUUUUGGCAAUGCAAGAACUCUGUAACAGUAACAAAUUCAAUAAAAAGUAAAUAUAUGA
Molecule: messenger RNA, 3527 nt
Organism: Loxodonta africana (African savanna elephant)
Lineage: Eukaryota; Metazoa; Chordata; Mammalia; Proboscidea; Elephantidae
Gene: CDV3
Product: CDV3 homolog
Exons: 5
Coding region: 101-877 (258 amino acids)
Cellular component (GO): cytoplasm
Source: RefSeq, a predicted model, not a curated record